Molecule: messenger RNA, 1227 nt
Organism: Megalops cyprinoides (Indo-Pacific tarpon)
Lineage: Eukaryota; Metazoa; Chordata; Actinopteri; Elopiformes; Megalopidae
Product: retinol dehydrogenase 12-like
Exons: 7
Coding region: 67-963 (298 amino acids)
Source: RefSeq, a predicted model, not a curated record
GCGCAGUGGUCUGGCGUGGUGUUUUCAGUUUACUACAGAUUUAAGAGGGAGGAGCGCCGUAACAAAAUGAGCGUAAUGAGUAACCUCUUCCGUGGACCGUGGUCGUCUACUGCAAGACUCGACGGUAAAACAGUACUUAUAACUGGGUCCAACACCGGAAUAGGCAAAGAAACGGCAAGGGAUCUGGCAAAGAGAGGGGCCAGGAUCAUCAUGGCUUGCCGAGAUCUGGGGAAGGCUGAGGCCGCUCAGAAGGAGCUAAUUGAAGACUCUGGAAACCAAAACAUCGUUGUAAAGAAACUGGACUUAUCUGACACAAAGUUAAUCAGAGAAUUUGCAGAGGUAAUCAACAAGGAGGAGAAACAAGUAAAUAUUCUCAUCAACAAUGCAGGAGUCAUGAUGUGUCCCUUCUCUAAGACAGCUGACGGCUUUGAAAUGCAGUUUGGUGUCAACCACUUAGGUCACUUCUUGCUCACGUACCUGCUGUUGGAUCUGAUCAGAAGGUCCGCUCCUGCCAGAAUACUCAACGUCUCCUCCAUGGCGCACACGUGGGGCACAAUCAACCUGGACGACAUCAACAGCGAGAAGAGGUACAAUGACAGGAGGGCGUAUGGUCAGAGCAAGCUGGCCAACAUCCUAUUCUCACGCUCCCUGGCCAAGAGGCUGGAAGGUACUGGGGUGACGGUGUACGCCCUCCAUCCCGGGAUUGUUCAGACCGAACUCGGGAGGCACCUGAACACACCGCUGAAGGUGGCCUACACGAUUGUGAAGCCCUUUCUCAAGACACCCGUGCAGGGGGCUCAGACCUCCAUCUACUGUGCAGUGGAGCCCGCACUGGAGAACGAGAGUGGCCAUUACUACAGUGAAUGCGCACAGGCGACCUGCAGCAGAACCGCCACCGACGACGAGAUGGCCCAGAAGCUGUGGGAGCUGAGCUGCCAGAUGCUGGGGAUAACGUGGGAGUGAAAGGCGGACACCCGUUAGCGGAUUACUGCCGUCUGGACCGGGACACUUUCCGACCCGCGGGCCGGACGCCAAAGCCACAGCGCCCGCCUUCCCACCAGCCUCUGCCACUGUGUAGAGACCAGCUGCCAAACUUUGUCCUUUGUUUUAGAUGCAUUGUGUCCUCAUUUCAUAAGUGGUGGGGUCCAAAGAGCGUACUGAAGAUAGGAUUUACAGCUACACUUAGAAGAGGGCUUUAACGUUGUCCUACACUGUCAAUCCACAUGC